UCCAAAGCGAGUGUACCGUUCUUUUGUUAAAAUGUCCCGCCGGCUUUUCGUUUCCCUGUGUACCAUCUUUGUGGUAGUGUCCUGCGCCCAAUGCUUGUUCCUCAAUCCCUACCGGAAGUAUUGGCAACCGAGUGGCACUCUUUACAAGCAAGGGCCCGCUAAGGACCACGGAAAACCCCUCUUUCUCACACCGUUCAUUGAAGCGGGUAAAAUCGACGACGGGCAGAAGGCCGCACGCGUGAACCACAGUCGAAUCCGUGACAUCGAAUCGUACGCCGGCUUCCUUACGGUCGACAAGCUGUACAACUCCAAUCUGUACUUUUGGUACUUUCCGGCAAAAAACAACGCCACCACGGCUCCGUUGCUGCUCUGGCUGCAAGGUGGCCCGGGAGCCUCGUCGUUGUUUGGAUUAUUUGCUGAAAACGGUCCGUUCUCGAUAAGCAAGCAUUUAACAGCCUGGCCCCGGGAACACUCCUGGUACGAGAACCACAAUCUCCUGUACAUCGACAACCCGGUGGGGACCGGGUUCAGCUUUACCGAUAGAGAAGCCGGUUACGCGCGCAAUCAGGUGCAGAUUGGCGAGGAACUGUACUCUGCCGUGGUGCAGUUUUUGCAACUUUUCCCCCACCUGCAAACGCUCCCGUUCUACAUCACGGGCGAGUCGUACGCCGGCAAGUACGUGCCAGCGCUCGGUCACACGAUCCACCGGAAGAACGGUGACCCGCAGACUCCUGUGGAGCACUACAUCAAUCUCGCCGGCAUGGCCAUCGGUAACGGGUUCAGUGAUCCCAUCAAUCAGCUGAACUACGGCGACUAUCUCUACCAGCUGGGACUGAUCGAUGCGAACGCGCUCGAGCACUUCCAGCACGACGAGCAAACCGUGGCCGAGUGCAUCGUGAAAGGCAACUAUCAGUGCGUGUUCGAGGUGAUGGACGCGCUGCUCGACGGUGACGCCAAUGGCGGUGGUUCCUUCUUUCGCAACGUGAGCGGUUUCGAGAUGUACUACAACUACCUACACACGGCCCCAGACCCCUCAGAUGUCGUCGAACAAAUGAAUCUGAUUGCUUUUCUCAAUCUCGACGAAACUCGCCCGGCUCUGCACGUUGGCGACCAGCCUUUUCACGACCUAGACGCCGACAACAAGGUGGCCCGCUUUCUGGAGGAAGACAUCUUCCAGAGCGUCGCAUCGUGGAUCGAGGAUCUGCUGCAGCACCGCCACCGGAUACUAUUCUACAACGGGCAGCUGGACAUCAUCUGUGCAUAUCCGAUGAUGGUGAACUAUCUGCAGGCGCUCAAGUUCGACGACGCCGACUACUACCGCCGGGUGCCGCGUGGAAUUCUCACGAUCGAUGGAGAAAUUGCCGGGUACUUCAAGCUGGCCCUUACCCUAACGGAGGUGAUCGUGCGCAAUGCCGGCCAUAUGGUGCCGCGCGAUCAACCGAAAUGGGCCCACCGACUGAUUACGGCCUUCACUCACCCGCUAACUGCGGAUGAGUUCAUAUCCGUCUCGUACACGUAGCUUUCGCAUGGAACCGAUCAGAUGGCGAGUUGAAUUUUAGGUUAAUAAAAGGGAUUCGGCGGAUCGCCCUA
Molecule: messenger RNA, 1590 nt
Organism: Anopheles bellator
Lineage: Eukaryota; Metazoa; Arthropoda; Insecta; Diptera; Culicidae
Product: vitellogenic carboxypeptidase-like
Exons: 1
Coding region: 32-1519 (495 amino acids)
Biological process (GO): proteolysis
Molecular function (GO): serine-type carboxypeptidase activity
Source: RefSeq, a predicted model, not a curated record